Condylura cristata (star-nosed mole) is the source of this 309-nucleotide messenger RNA. RefSeq lists its product as uncharacterized. Bases 1 to 309 code for a protein of 102 amino acids. The record is from RefSeq and is a predicted model, not a curated record. NCBI's taxonomy places the organism in Eukaryota, Metazoa, Chordata, Mammalia, Eulipotyphla, Talpidae. The transcript is spliced from 5 exons.
AUGCCCCGGGCUGGGGGCCCAGGGGAGACCCCCCGGAGGAGCGGCCUGAGGAGGGCCAGCACACGUGCCCGGAAGGGGAGCGGGCGGCAGCGGGCUCUCCGGGCGGCCCUGUUUGCUGGCCGGAGGCGUGGCCGCCGCACCGGGCCUCUUGCAGGGACAGGCCCUGGCCCAGCACCCGCCCAGCUGCCUGGGGUCCCGGCGCCCCGAGCCCCUGCACGCAUCUCGAGGGCCCACUCGCCCGCCCCCACUCCCACCGGCACCCCGCGCCAGAGAGGAGCCGAGGAGCCGGGACAGGAAGGCCCAGUUUAG